Molecule: messenger RNA, 3483 nt
Organism: Melanotaenia boesemani (Boeseman's rainbowfish)
Lineage: Eukaryota; Metazoa; Chordata; Actinopteri; Atheriniformes; Melanotaeniidae
Product: metalloreductase STEAP3-like
Exons: 6
Coding region: 179-1654 (491 amino acids)
Biological process (GO): copper ion import
Cellular component (GO): plasma membrane; endosome
Molecular function (GO): cupric reductase (NADH) activity; ferric-chelate reductase (NADPH) activity
Source: RefSeq, a predicted model, not a curated record
GAAGUUGUUUAUUUAACCACAGACGGAGGCUUAUUUGUGUAUCUCAAGCUAGUUUUGUGGAAAUGUAGAUGUCGGUUUGCUGUUUUCGCUCAGUGUAUUUUAAGAAAAGUCUCUUCUGUUGAAGAUAAAGUUUCCACGAGUUCAGCCAAGGACAACAAGCAAGGCUUGUAAGUGCAUUAUGCCCGAUGAGAUGUCGAAGCCAUUAAUCAGAGAAAGGGGUGAAGGGGGAAGCUCCAGGCACCUAGAAGCGCCCAUGUCUGACCCCGGCGAUCCAGUGAUCGGCAUCCUGGGCACAGGUGACUUCUCCCGAUCACUGGCCAGAAGGCUCGUGGCCUCCGGAUACCAAGUGGUGGUGGGGAGUCGAACCCCGAAGCGCUCUGUGGCUCUGUUUCCUGCUGAAGCCGAGGUGACGUCUCAGAUGGAGGCCGCCAGCCAGGCCGACCUAAUCUUUGUGGCCAUCUUCUCUGAGCACCACUCCACCCUGAUGCCACUGAAGUCGGUGCUGGCAGGAAAGACUCUGGUGGAUGUGAGCAACGGUUUGCACAUCAGCCAAGAUGGCCCCUCCAACGCUGAAAUGCUGGCAGACUUUUUUCCGGAGAGCUGUGUGGUCAAAGGAUUUAACACCAUAUCAGCCUGGACGCUUCAGAUGGGACCUCAAGAUGGAAACAGGCAGGUGUUUCUUUGCAGUGACAGUCAGAAGGCCAAAAACUCAGUGAAGCAAAUCUGUCACAGGAUGGGCUUCAUCCCCGUUGAUAUGGGCCUACUUUCUUCCUCGCUGGAGGUUGAAAACCUCCCGCUCUAUCUAUUUCCCUCCUGGCGCGUCCCCAUCCUCUGCACCUUGUCCCUUUUCAUCUUCUUCUACCUGUACAACUUCCUCAGGGACGUCUUACAACCCUAUAUCACAGCCGGGAAGAGCUCUUUCUACAAAAUGCCCAUAGAGAUUGUAAAUGUCACUCUUCCCUCUGUGGCCUUGGUGAUGUUGGCACUCGUUUACCUCCCCGGUUUGUUUGCCGCCUUCCUCCAGCUGUGGUGGGGCACAAAGUAUAACCGCUUCCCUGGCCGGCUGGACCGGUGGCUCGUCACAAGGAAGCAGUUUGGUCUGUGCAGCUUCCUGUGUGCUGUUCUCCAUGCCAUUUAUAGCCUAUGUCUGCCUCUAAGGAAGUCUGCACGCUUCAAACUCAUCAACAUGGCUUAUAAACAGGUGAAGGCUGGCGUGGAGGACUCGUGGGUGGACGAGGAGGUGUGGAGGAUGGAGCUGUACCUGUCUGUGGGCAUCAUGGCCCUCGGGCUGCUCUCCCUGCUGGCUGUCACCUCGCUGCCUUCAGUGGCCAGCACCGUUAACUGGAGGGAGUUCAGCUUCAUACAGUCUACAUUAGGUUACUGUGCCCUGUUCAUGGCCACCGUCCACACUCUCCUCUAUGGGUGGAAUCGCGCCUUCGAUGCAUCCCAGUACCGCUUCUACCUUCCCCCCACCUUUGUUCUGGUUCUGCUCCUCCCCAUCUUGGUGCUGCUGGGCCGCCUGGCGCUCUUCGUGCCCUGCGUGGCCGGGCGGCUCAGACAGAUCCGCCGCGGCUGGGAGCAGAGCCGACACAUCCGUUUCACCCUGCCGGCCGAAGACUGCCGCAACGGGCUGGAGGACAUCAGCAACGUCUGAGGGAACGCUCCAUAUCGGCACAAAGGGGAUCAAAUAUUUAUAUUCUUCUGGAAUAUAUCAAAAACUCGCCUCUUUUGGUCCUUAAUUAGCUGGAAGACCCUCAGAGAUCCAACAGAGGGGUGAUCGUUAACCUUAAAGCACUACAAACGUCAGCAAUGACCAGUUUGUUUCUAUGCAUUUGUUUUCUUUGUUUAAAGAAUCAGUCAAGCAGAAGAACCGUGUUAGUUUUUAACUUAAAUCACUGUUACAGCUUAGCAAAGCUAAAUCAGCUCAUAUGUGAUCUUUAGCCUUUAUUUUGGCUUUUUUUUUUUUUUUUUUUAAUGCUUGCAUUUCAGAUCCGGUGUAGAUUUAGCUCCAUCUGCACACUAAAAACAAUAAAACUGAGCACACCCAACAUUUUAUAUGAUCAAACUAAAUAAGUUAUAUAAACUUAAUAUAUUAUAAGCUUAAUAUAUUAUAAUAAAGUCAGAACAAAGUGGAGAAAGUCACCUGAUGUCAGAUGUGAAGCUCCAAUGGAGUCUUUGAAAAAGUGUAAAGUUUUCUCAUGAGAUACUUAUUUUCCCACAAUUAACUUCCAUUCUCAUGUGAUUUAGAGCUUCGUCCUGGUCGUUCUUAACAUUUGUCUAGUCAGGUUUAAUUUCUCUCUUCUGUCCAAAUAUUGUAACUUAAAAAAAACACUUUUGGAGAUGGUCAGAUUCAGAAGUAGAAGUAGGAGACAACAUUACCGUUGCAUCUAAUAUUUAUUAUUUGUAGCCACAAUAUUUGUGACAUUAAUGUCAUGAAGCACAAAGUAGUUUAUAAAAAUAAAGUUGUUUCAGUUUCUUGGUUAUAAGAGGUCUUCCUCCAGCAAUAGGGCACUUUUUUGAGCAUAACUCCUCACUAAUAAACCCGUCUGUUACCCUGGUGCUAUUAAGUUAAAUGCAAGUGGAACCUAAAAGUCUGACACACUGCCAAAUUAUAUAGCUAGGGUGGGGACAGAAGUUUUAUAACUUAUGUAUUACAAAUUGCACUAAAAUUACUAGUAAAUUUUACAAGUAAAAAAUAUUUGUCCCAUGUUUUACACAUCUACUCAGAUUUCUCUAAUACCCAACCAAUCAUGGAGAGAAGAGGGCUAGUAUCAUUUAUGGAUUUAUUUAUCUUUAUUCCAGACAUAUUGGUCCAUAUCAGCUAUAAAGAAAAACAACUAUAAAAACUAUAUUUAAUUAAAAAAGGUACAGAGCAGUGUUUCCAAAAGUGGGAGGUAUGCCUUGUUUUACCUAACGUUGGCUGGGUCAGGGCUGUUACGAUGAUGGUUGAGGGGGUCUUGCUCAGCUCUCUCCAUGAUUGGUUAAAGAUCAGAGAAAUCUGAUUGACUCUUGACAAGACAUGUAAAAGGUGGAUGAAAUGUUUUGUAACCAAAAUGAACUUAUAUUUUCUGACUUGCAGAAUGAAUCUGUACUUGUUACCCUUACAAAUAUGAAUAUAUAAGUUAGAAAACUAUUAUCCCCAUGCCUAUGCUAUCUCCAUACCUAAUACUACUGCGUGCAACAACCUGAUUCUAUCUUCCAACCUGCUGAUAACUCAAUCAAAAAUCAAUUUAAGUGUAAUUUCUCAUUUCUGUUUGUGCCAAAGAUGAUUUCCUGAGUCAGAAUGAAAAUAUUUUAUACUAGUGUCUUUUCUGUGUUCGUUACCAAAACGUCCUUGAAAAACUGAAUAAAUCUUUUCUACAACAAUUUUCCACAGCACGUGUCAGUUUCUUAAGAUGUUUGCAGAUGUCGGGUCUCAUGUUUUUCAGACGAUCGCACCAUAUUUAAUGAUCUCUAAAUCAAGUCAGAGGCUCUGAUAUCUCU